Aspergillus fijiensis CBS 313.89 is the source of this 1213-nucleotide messenger RNA. Its product is annotated as rRNA-binding ribosome biosynthesis protein RPF2. Gene Ontology annotation, biological process: ribosomal large subunit assembly; maturation of LSU-rRNA from tricistronic rRNA transcript (SSU-rRNA, 5.8S rRNA, LSU-rRNA). Gene Ontology annotation, molecular function: rRNA binding. Gene Ontology annotation, cellular component: nucleolus. The coding region runs from base 59 to 1045 and encodes 328 amino acids. Lineage: Eukaryota; Fungi; Ascomycota; Eurotiomycetes; Eurotiales; Aspergillaceae. The transcript is spliced from 2 exons. The record is from RefSeq and is a predicted model, not a curated record.
CGAUCAGUGACCCCAUAUCACGUUAAACCAGGUUUUUUGGUGUUCAGAAUCGGUCAAGAUGCUCAGAGAAGUAAAACCGAAGAAUGCGCGCACAGCGCGCAUCCUGAAGGCCAAAGAACCUCAGCUCAUCGAACCCCCCAAGCGCACGCUGUUGCUGCACGGCUCAAAAUGUCCGCAAGCUUUACACACUGUUCUGAAGACCUUCCAUUCCUUGACAAGACCGGAUUCAGUCCUAUUUCACAAGAAGAACGAGAACAUUCACCCGUUUGAGAGCGUCGAAAGUCUCGAAUUUCUGGCCAACAAAAACGAAUGUGGUCUUGUGGUGUUCGGUAGCAGCAACAAGAAACGACCCAACUGUAUCACUAUGGCACGUGUAUUCGAUUCCAAGAUCCUUGACAUGUGCGAAUUGAUGCUACUGCCGCACCCCGACGCUGAGCAACAUACUGAUCUGGCUAUGCAUAUCGGCAUCGGAUUGCGGCCCAUGAUCCUCUUCUCAGGCAGUUCUUGGGAAGACUCAACCUCAAUGGCACAUGUCAUGCUGAAGAGUAUGUUCCUGGACCUGUUCAAGGGUGAGACGAGUGACAAGAUUGACGUGGAGGGGCUCCAAUAUAUUUUGAUGAUCGGUGCUGAGGAGCCCACUGAAGGGUUGGCUCCUGUUGUUCACUUGCGGUGGUAUAAGCUCCGGACGAAGCGUAGUGGCCACAAGCUCCCGCGGGUGGAGCUGGAGGAGAUUGGGCCCAAGUUCGACUUCAAGGUUGGACGUCUGCAGGAGGCCCCUCGGGAUGCGAUGAAGGAGGCUAUGAAGCAAGGCAAGAGGCCCAACGAGGAGAUCAAGAUGAAGAAGAACAUCAGCAUGGAUUCGAUUGGUGACAAGAUCGGUCGUGUUCACCUGGGCAAGCAGGAUCUCAGCGGCUUGCAGACUCGGAAAAUGAAGGGAUUGAAGCGCCGUGCAGGUGUGGAGUCGGAUGACGAUGAGGAUCAGGACAUGAUGGACGUGGAUGAGAUCUCGGAGGAUGAAGGACGCAAGAGAGCUAAGACGGCAUGAAGCUCGUGUUGAAAUGCAUUGUCAUGCAAUUUGAUUCUUUCCGAAUUAUUAUAUCUAUCUAAACUGCGCACGAGGCGUUUCUGGGGGUUCGGUUUUCAGCACCUAGCUCAUAUUUGAACCUGUUCGAUACGUGUUUGUUACAUAGACGUUUGCAAAUAAAAAAGUUCU